This is a messenger RNA of Cannabis sativa, 2318 nucleotides long. RefSeq lists its product as uncharacterized. The transcript has 8 exons. The coding region runs from base 483 to 2318 and encodes 611 amino acids. The record is from RefSeq and is a predicted model, not a curated record. NCBI's taxonomy places the organism in Eukaryota, Viridiplantae, Streptophyta, Magnoliopsida, Rosales, Cannabaceae.
UUGCACUCUAUAAUCUCUCUAAAUAAUAUUAUGGAAAAUUUACAUUUGGAGCCUUUAUUUUGAUCUAAUUUCCUUUUUUACCGUGAUCUAUUAUAUUGGGUAAGUUUACCGUUUUUUAUUACCGUUUUAUAUUUAAUUAUCAUUUAUUGAGCCACGCGUUUCCCAAGUGACGUCAGACCAUGUGUUGUCACUUCUUAUCCAUCAUCCCACGUCUUGCAUCUCACGCGCGUCAGGGGUAUCACGUUUUUUGAUAUUCAUGAUAAUUGCUCCCUAUUUUGUAGACUUGUAAGUAUACUGUCUAGUUAGAGGGAGGGAGCGGUUUAUAGGGUUUUUUAGUGGGUUUCUUUUUUUUCAAGUUCAGAAAUUUCUAGUGUGGGUAUUUUUUAGAGAGAGUUUUGAAAUUUAAAAUUUCUCUCUAUUUAGUGUGGCAGUUUCAUAGAGGGUUAUUCAUUUAAAACUUUCUCAAAAAAAUCUGAUUGUAAAUGGUUAAUACUCGUUCUUCCCUUUCUCCAUCUGGUUCAUCGAAGCUUCUUCUUGACAAGUUAAAAAUGAAGAAAACGAUUUCUGAAGAUGACAAUGAAGAUCUUUCUGGUGGUUCUGAGGGCUCUGGUGAUGUUUCUGUUAAGGAAGUGAAGAGGAAGCAAUAUAAUCGUGGAAACAAGAAGGUUACUGACGAUCGGCCUUUGAAAAAAUUGAAACAAGUUGUUGAAUAUGAUGAGGACUUCUACGACAGUGAUGAUCUAGAAGUUGAGAACAAUGAAUCGAUGAAGGAGUGGGAGUUAUAUUUCAAGCAUGAGGAUAGGGUUGGUGGAAGAAUAAUUUUUUUUCCUAACCAUGAAAACAAUGUUAUUGCCAUUAUCAAUAGUAAAUUGACUCCUUCUCAAGCAAAGCUGUUUCGUGAGACAUGUUUUGGACAUUUUUUGGACAUGAAUCCAAUUGCAAUGCAAACUCAGUUGAUUCACAGUGCUUUGCACAGGGAGGUACACCAGAAAAAUCCUUAUGAAAUGUGGUUCAAAUUUGGUUCUCAAAAUUUCAGGUUUAGUUUGGCUGAGUUUGCUGUUGUGACUGGUUUAUUAUGUGUUGGUGAUUCUGAUAUGAGUGGUUAUGCAAAGAAGGAGAAUGCAUUUGUGGAUAAGUAUUUUAGUGAUCAACAAGUAACAGUCAGUGCUGUGGAGGAGAGGUUUAGGUAUAGUGAUUUUAAGUUGGACGAAUACGCUGUUAAGAUGGCGGUGUUGUAUUUCGUUUCUAAUUGCUUGUUCACAAGCCCUAAUUCCAAGAAGGUUCCUAAUGAAAUACUCAAUAUUGUUGGGAUUGGUGAUUAUGAGAGUUUUCCUUGGGGAAAAUUAGUUUUUAAGAAAACUUUACACAACUUGAGGAUUGGUUUGAGGGGUGUACCAAAGAAAAAAACAGGGAAAGAUAUUGGUUCCAAGCAUAUUGAUAAGCGUAAAGGGAAAGCAAAGGCUGCUGAUAAAGAAUCUUCGAGGACUUACAAGUUGCCUUGUUUUCCUUAUGCAUUUCUUGUUUGGAUUUACGAAACUAUUCCUCUUUGUCAGAAGGCUGGUUUUUGUGAAUAUGAUAGUGAUCCAGAAUAUAGGAUUUGUAGAUGGUUGAAUGUGGGUCUUCCUAAUAAUAGUGCUGUUGAGAGGAAAGUUUUUUCAUCUCCUAAGCUGAAAGGUGAAUAUAUAUUUCCUACAGAUGAAGAGAGAUCAAUGCUUAAUCUAUCUGGUCUUGAGUUUAUUGAGAAGGAAGAUUCAGAUGUUGAUGUUGAUCGAGUUGGUGCGAUUGGUUUACAAUCUUCUAUUUUAAAUGAGUUAAGGAGGGACGUUAAAAAAGUAAUUCAAAAGCAAUUACAUUUUGAUGGGUCUUUUGAGGGUUUUACAUCAGAUAUUAAGUGUAGAUUCAAGGAGUUGGAACUCAAUAUGAUUUCCCACAUAGAUUCUAAGAUUGAUGAAAGUUUGCAAUUUUACUUGGAUUUGAAAUUUAAUGACUUGAAAGAAAAGUUUGAUGAUUUAAAAGCUUCUCAGAGUGUCGUGGAUAUCCGUGAUGAUAGUGGUGGUGAUAGUGAUGAUGAAUCUGGUUUGAAAGAUGGUGUUAAUGUUGAUUUGGCAGUGAAGGAUGAUCUAGUUAUGAAAGAGGUUGAUGAUGUAGAUUUGGUUACUGAAAAUGUUAAAGAUUAUUCUAUUGAUCCUGUUUUAAAUCUUGCUGAAAGUGGUGGUGUGUUGGUUAAUGAGGGAGACACUGUUGUAGAGGGUGAAGGUUUACAAAAUGUUGGAGAUGGUGGUUUGGUUAAAGAAGGACACCUUUGCUUUUCUUGGUAA